AAUUUUACAUCCCUGGUAUAAACUAUAAAAUUCUGUGUUGUAGGUUUUAUGUCUGUUUUCACAAUUUUGGGAAUAUAGUUUUUGUGUAAAAGUCAAAAAAAACCGUAAAGUUCCACAAAUGGCAGAAGAAACCACAUUGAAAAAUGAUAUAAAUGAAACCAUCAAUAAACUGGACAAGGUUUCCAUCGAAGACAUACAAUCACGACACCGCAAGGAGCGCAAAGAGUUGCAGGCUAAAAUUCAAGCUCUUAAGAAAAAUGCACCCAAAUCGGAUAAGAAAAAACGCAAAGAGGUAUUGGAGGAAAUAGCCAAAUUGGAAAGUGAAUUGGAGAAGAAACAGGAGCAAGAAAUCCAACAGGCGGAAAAUGAAAUAAAAUCUGAACAAGCUUCAACUACACAAGAAGAAACGGCAAAUGGUAAUCAUCACAAUGAAACAAAUAACUUAGAAGAUGAUGAUGAGUCGCAACAACCCCAACAACGUGUAAGUAAAGCUCAAAAACGCAGAGAUAAAAAGGCCCGGGAAGCAAGACAACGUGAGGAAGAAAUUAAAGCAUCGGCAGAUGAUGCCCUCUAUGCACCAAAAGCUGUAGAAGCACGCAAACUACAAAUGAAAUUAAAGGAACGUGAAUUAGCUUUAUAUAAUAUUCCCUCCGAUGGUGACUGCCUCUACAAUGCAAUACGUCAUCAAUUGCUGCAAAAUGGUCUAGCUACACUGACCAUCAAGGAGCUGCGCUCUGAGACUGCCAAUUAUAUACAAGCCAACAAAGAAUCGCUCAUACCCUAUAUGACCCAUCCACAAUCUGGAGAUUUGCUAACAGACGAAGAGUUUCAAAAAUAUUGUGAUGACGUACGCGAUACCCCUGCCUGGGGUGGUCAAAUUGAAUUGAAGGCUUUAUCCUCCAUUCUCAAAGUGCCAAUAGAAGUUUUACAAGCCGAUGGCUCACCCACCGUACAGGGCGCUGAAUUUGGAGGAUCUCCUUUAACCAUUACAUAUCAUCGUCAUAUGUAUAGUUUGGGUGAACAUUACAAUUCAACAAUUCCUUUGGCGGAUGCUCCCAAUGAUGAUGACAAUAAUGAAAAUGGUAGUAAUUGAAUGACGAUUAAUUAGAUGAACGGACAAAUAACGAAUUUAUUGCAUUUAAUUACAAACACACAAAUAUUUUAAAAACCUAAAAGAUACAACUAUACACCAAAUGGAAAUGACAAUUUCUCCAUUUUAUGUCUACAUUAAUUACAUUACAAAUGUAAGCAGUAGCAGAUUGUAAUAUUAAAUUAAAUGAAAAUAAAGAUCGUUGAUAGUUACUGGAUAGUAACUAAAAGAA
This is a messenger RNA of Lucilia cuprina (Australian sheep blowfly), 1322 nucleotides long. Its product is annotated as deubiquitinase OTUD6B. The record is from RefSeq and is a predicted model, not a curated record. Lineage: Eukaryota; Metazoa; Arthropoda; Insecta; Diptera; Calliphoridae. The coding region runs from base 119 to 1093 and encodes 324 amino acids. The transcript has a single exon. Gene Ontology annotation, molecular function: cysteine-type deubiquitinase activity. Gene Ontology annotation, biological process: protein deubiquitination.